Plectropomus leopardus (leopard coralgrouper) is the source of this 3138-nucleotide messenger RNA. NCBI's taxonomy places the organism in Eukaryota, Metazoa, Chordata, Actinopteri, Perciformes, Serranidae. The record is from RefSeq and is a predicted model, not a curated record.
CACACUGUAGCAUGACGUCAGAAGCGCGCGGCUGACCCACCGCCGUAACUUUAUCCCCUGAGCCGCUCCGCCGGUGUCCCGGUGCAGGUAAUCGGUUUCCUCCGCAGUUCGGUGCCAGAGCUCCGGGGCUGCCCAUGAACGGCACCAUGGCCGCGUCCUCACACCGGAUCAUGAUGGGCCCGCUGGUUGCUGCCAUCGACCAGGGCACGAGCUCAACUCGCUUUCUGGUGUUUAAUUCAAAAACAGCAGAGCUCCUCAGCCAUCAUCAGGUGGAAAUCAAACAGAGCUUCCCCAAAGAAGGAUGGGUGGAGGAGGACCCCAAAGAAAUCCUGCAGUCUGUGUACGAGUGCAUGGAGCGGACGUGUGAAAAACUCACCCAGCUCAACAUCGACAUCUCAAACAUUAAAGCUAUUGGAGUGACCAACCAAAGAGAGACCACGCUGGUGUGGGACAAAGAGACGGGGGAGCCGCUCUACAAUGCAGUCGUUUGGUUGGAUCUGCGGACUCAAUCAACAGUUGAACGUCUGAUUAACAAAACUCCAGGAAGGAAUAAGAACCACUUGAAGCAUAAAACGGGGCUUCCAAUCAGCACCUACUUCAGCGCAGUCAAACUUCGCUGGCUGAUGGACAACGUGAACGAGGUCCAUGAAGCCGUCGUGUCUCACCGUGCCAUGUUCGGCACCGUCGACUCCUGGCUUAUUUGGUGUUUGACAGGAGGGAAGUCAGGCGGAGUCCACUGCACAGACGUGACCAACGCCAGCAGGACGAUGCUGUUUAACAUUCACACGAUGGACUGGGACCCAGAACUUUGCACAUAUUUCGGUAUUCCCAUGGAGAUCUUACCCAGAGUGAGGAGUUCUUCAGAAAUCUACGGUCUCAUGAAAAUAUGUUCUAGCCGGAAAUCUGGAGCUCUUUCAGGUAUUCCCAUUUCAGGGUGUCUUGGGGAUCAGUCAGCAGCACUUGUCGGACAGAUGUGUUUUCAGGACGGACAGGCUAAAAACACGUAUGGAACUGGCUGCUUUCUAUUGCGAAACACAGGAGCCAAACCUGUCAUGUCCGACCACGGUCUUCUGACCACUGUGGCAUACAAACUUGGUCGGGACAAACCUGCCUGCUAUGCACUAGAGGUCUCUGUGGCUAUCGCAGGAGCGGUGGUUCGUUGGCUGCAGGACAAUCUCGGGAUCAUUGGAUCGUCUGAAGAGCUCGAGAAGUUGGCUGCGUCAGUCGGUACAUCCUACGGCUGUUAUUUUGUUCCUGCAUUUUCGGGUCUUUAUGCACCUUACUGGGAACCCAGCGCAAGAGGGAUCAUUUGUGGGUUAACUCAGUUUACUAAUAAGAGUCACGUUGCAUUUGCUGCACUGGAAGCUGUGUGUUUCCAGACGCGAGAGAUACUAGACGCCAUGAAUCAGGACAGCGGCAUCCCCCUGACUCAGCUCCAGGUGGACGGAGGAAUGACGUCCAACAGGCUGCUGAUGCAGCUGCAGGCAGACAUUCUCUGUAUUCCUGUUGUGAAGCCGUCCAUGCCUGAGACCACAGCUCUCGGCGCAGCGAUGGCGGCGGGAGCGGCAGAGGGGGUGAGCGUGUGGAGUCUGAGCCCGGAGGACCUGAGUGAAGUCACCUCCGAGAUUGAGCCUCAGAUCAACCCUGAAGAGAGUGAGUUUCGGUACGCUCGAUGGAAGAAGGCAGUUCAGAAAUCGAUGAACUGGGAGACGACAGAGCCUGUUGGAAAUGGAAACGGUGAAACAAGUAUCUUCUGCAGCGUCCCUCUGGGCUUCUACAUCAUCGGCAGCAUGUUGAUGUUAGUUGGUGCGAAAUACCUUGCAGGCCACGACUAGGCUCGGACUCCUGGAGGCUUUAAAGCAAAGAGGAAAGUGGAAACAUUCGCUCUUCAUGCUGGACCACAUACUUGUACUCUUGGUUGCACUCUUUCUUCAAAAAAGGCAUUCCAGGAGUGAGACGCUCCUGCUGAAUCUUAGCGGAAAACCAGGACAAGUUUGAACUUUAUUAUUAUUAUUUUCUUCAUUAUUUUCUUUUUUGUUUUGUUUUCUUAAUUCAAAUGCAAUUUGCAGAUAUCGGUACAUUAUAGCUUAUUUUAGCAGGGGUGUGCAUGCAGUAUUUGUUUUUCUACAAUGCUGAUAGGAGCUUAUUUAUGUAGAAACUCUACCAGGUAGUUGAGAUUGUCGUAACGUCUCCGCAGCCGUGUGAAGUGAUGUUCGCCAUCUAAUUUGCGUCACUUGUUGUUUGUGUAGUUGUCGUUCCAGACCCUCCAUUAUGAGCAACAAAGGAAGUUUCUGAGCACUUUAUAUUUUUGUUUUGUCUUGUGGGAGCUGUGAACUAACAGAGUCAAAUUUAUGUAUUUUUUUCUAACACUUGGGAUUAAGGCACAGAAAGUUGGUAGUGAAAUGAAAACAAGGGAGAGUUAACGGACUGAUGAGGUUGUUUGAACACACUCUUGAACACACUGUAAUGUUUGAAAACAGAAAAAGUUAUUGUGUAAAAGGACAAAUGUGCAACGAAGGGCAAUAAUGAAUCAGCAGACAGUUUUUGAAUGUGUCCAGUUAAAGUAAUGCACACAUAUUUGCAAAUUUUACAUAUUGAACAUUCUCUCAAAAAGACAACAGUGAAGAUAAUUUAGGAAGAAAAACUGAAGUUAACAGGUGAUUUAUUUUGGAGACAAAAAUGUAAGUGUAGCUUUUUCAUACCAAGGAGUGUUAUUGGCAAUAUUUAUGGACUGUUAUGGUCAGACUCAAUUUAAUGACUUCAUCAUGUUAUUUGUCUUUAUAGGGUCAUGAAAAUGCUUAAAUACACUACUUUUCAUAGGGCUUGUUAUAUAUUUCUUGUAGUCUCACAUUAAUGUAAUAAUUUUUCAUAAUUUAUUUGGGGAAAUGACACAUAAUGUUACAUAAGUUAUCAAAAAAAAGAAGAAACUUCCUCAGCAUGCAGUAUGUUCAAAGCCAAGCUUUAUUGUGUUAAAAUGUUAGAGUUGAGCAUUUUUGUCUGCUUAAAUUAUUUAAAUUAAAUUAAAUUAAGACUACAUUCAGAAACGUUGAUAUCUUUUAACCUGGAUGAUACAGCUGCAAUGUGAUCCCAAAGGGCAAUUAUGCACCGUCAAUUAAAAGCUGUUGUUUAUGCCACUGA